Molecule: messenger RNA, 1908 nt
Organism: Helianthus annuus (common sunflower)
Lineage: Eukaryota; Viridiplantae; Streptophyta; Magnoliopsida; Asterales; Asteraceae
Exons: 1
Coding region: 1-1908 (635 amino acids)
Source: RefSeq, a predicted model, not a curated record
AUGCCUCCACGAAAAGAUGUCUCUUCUUCCGAUGAGACUUCACCCCCAAUCGCCGAACAAUUAUCCCUUUUGAUUGAGGCCACCACCGCUGCCUCAGCCAAUUCCACUGAAACAGCUAAUAAUUUAGCCGAUCUCAUCCGCGCCACCCAAACUCUCACAACCAAAAUCGAUCAACUCACGGACCACGUAACUGCUGGUGAUGAUUCCCCACCCCGGCACCGCUCCCCUCUCCGUCGCCCACAAAACCAGAAUCGUCGCCAACCCCGCCAACCUAAAAUCACCUUGCCCCUAUUCGAUGGAUCAAAUUCGCUCGAAUGGAUAUUUCAAGCGGAGAAUUUCUUCUCCUACUAUCAAACACCAGAAGACGAACGAGUCGAACUCGCCGUCUUUCAUUUCGUGGGAGACGCUCUCUCAUGGUACAAACACCAAGCUGACAAUGAACUUUUGGGUACCUGGAACGAAUUCAAGAGAGAGAUGGAAAUCCGAUUUGGCCCGUCAUCGUACGAGAAUCAUGAAGCUACACUCUUUAAACUCAAGCAAUCCUCUACAGUGGCGGCGUAUCAAACAGAGUUUGAGAAAAUAAGCAACCGUGUGGUAGGUAUUCCCCGACAGGCCCUUAAAAAUUGUUUUAUUUCCGGUCUUCGUUUAGAUAUUCAGCAUGAAUUAGCCAUUUAUAAGCCCGCUACACUACACCAUGCUUAUGGCCUAGCCCGAUUAAUUGAAGAUAAACUGGCCCAUGCAUACAAAACCCGAUCCACUUUUUUCAACAAACCAGCCACUAAUAUUGCUUCAUCUUCGUCCAACCCUUCAUCGAUGGCAUCAUCUUCCAGUAACCCCCUUCCUCCGCUGCUACCAACACCUUCCAAACCACCAGCACUUCCAUUCACAAAACUGUCCCCGGAGGCCCUCAUGCAACGUCGUAAAGACGGCUUGUGUUUCAAGUGUCCAGAAAAAUACUUUCCGGGUCAUAAAUGCUCGCCACCACAAUUCUUUCUGAUUGUCGAUAAUGAGGAUCAAGCGGAGUUCACCGAGCCACCACACGAAACCACACCACCCGAUUCCCCCAAACCCUCCCUCCUUUGUUUGUCCGAUGCAGCUUACUUCGGUAUAGCCUCUCCCCAAACCUUACGUGUUACCGGCUAUAUAAUGGGUAAACGAGUCACAAUUUUGAUUGAUUGUGGCAGCACCCACAAUAUAAUCCAGCCACGUAUCGCCCUUAUGCUUCGCUUAGAAACCUUACCCAUCCAACCCUUCGAUGUUAUGGUCGGCAAUGGUGAGCAUAUCACCUGCAAGGGGUAUUGUCCGGAGGUUCCCAUUCAGGUCCAAAAAGCACCAUUUCACGUCCCUUUUUUCAUACUACCAGUGGAGGGAGCCGAUGUUAUUUUGGGUAUCGGUUGGCUAGGCAUGCUCGGUCGAUUAUCGGCUGACUUUUCUAUACCCGAAAUCUCGUUUGUCAAAGACGGUAACACCUAUACCCUUAAAGGAGAACCAUUGGCUCACCAAGUAUCUUCUAGCUCAUUGCAAUCACUUAUAAAAAAAGGGUCAGUGGCCUCCCUUCAUACCAUUAACCAUCAAUCACCACAGCUUUAUCCACCGGCCACCAUUACCCAUGUUGACCCACAGAUUACCACCUUACUCACCGAAUUCCAUACCAUCUUUGAUGAACCCAAUUCCCUUCCACCAAACCGCUCACAAGAUCACCAUAUUACCUUAACUGAUGAAACAAAACCCAUUACUGUCCGUCCCUACCGAUACCCACAUUUCCAAAAACGAAUCAUGACCAACCUCAUAUCCGAAAUGCUACAAUCGGGCGUCAUCCGCCCAAGCCAAAGCCCUUUUUCUUCACCAGUGUUGCUAGUAAAAAAAAAGACGGCUCGUGGCGUUUUUGUGUCGACUAUCGCGCCUUAA